This is a messenger RNA of Closterium sp. NIES-67, 2886 nucleotides long. Lineage: Eukaryota; Viridiplantae; Streptophyta; Zygnematophyceae; Desmidiales; Closteriaceae. The record is from the annotation of a GenBank genome assembly.
UCCCACGACGUUGUGUGGUGCUCGAAUCACCAUGUACCAACCAAGUUCGAGUGCGGCAGCCCGCUGUCGUGGCCACGGCCGGUCGAUCGGUUAGUACAAGAAGGCCGCGGCCUGUGCAAGGAAGUAUGUCCUUUCCUAGUAGACUAGUUUUACGCAUCAAAACCUCGUCAUGCACGCCGCCAGCAGCCUGGUUGGCGCGUGGCAACGCGGCGAGGGCGAGCGUGGUGGCGGCGCGGGAGGCAGGAGCAUGAAGCACGGCACGGCACUGCUCGUGGCGGCGUUGCUGCUGUGCCGCGCAGCGCUACCCGUGGCGGCGGAGGCGAUCCACUCGUCCCGCCGGACCACCUCCCCAGAUCACGCUACGCUGCCCCGUCCGCACUGCGACGACACCACCACCUCGUCGCCGCACGGCCGCUUACUGGAGGAGCAGGGCGCAACCGUUGCACUCGCCGACGGCCUGGAACCCGUAGGCGCCGGCCAAGGACGCACCGACGCCGGUGCAGGCGCCGGCCAAGGACGCACCGACGCCGGUGCAGGCGCCGGCCAGGGACCCACCGACGCCGGUGCAGGCGCCGGCCAGGGACCCUCUGACGCUGAUCGGAGCGCGGCCGCCGCUGAUGCCGGCAAGAGGCAUGGCGGAAGGAGCGCGGAGGCAUUGUGGGGCGUGCGCAUGCGCGAGCUGGUGCUGUGGCGCGCCGCCAAGUUCCAGAUGAAGGCGCGCGACGCCUUGGCACACAUGGCGGCCGGCAAGGCCGCGGCGGCAGUGGCGCGAGGGCGGGCUGCGGAGCUGCGGAUGGCGGGGACAGGCGCGGAGGAGGCAUGGCGCAACAUGGCGCGCGAUUGCGAGGAACAGAUGGGCGUGGCAUGGGAGAGCGUGGAGGAGGCGGCGGGCAUGGUGGAGCGGGGCGACGAGGACGUGAAUGUGCCGCGCAUCCACCUCACCACCGCCGCCACGCUCGCCCUCGACUGCGCCGAGGGAUUCGACCUCUUCGCGCCGGGCAGCUCCAGCGACGCCCGCGUGCUCGCGCUGCAGCAAGCGGCGAUGGACAUGCGCGCGUCGCUGAUGGAGUCGCUGGCGCAAGCGGCGGACAUGGCGGACAUGAUCGCCGCAGGCGACGACACCACUGCCGACGCCCUGCCCUCGCCCACGCGCCGCCGCCUGCUGCAGUCCACCGCUGCCAGAGCUGAUGGCUCUGCCGGCCCCACCACCACUGGCGACGGCACCGCUACUGCCGUCACCGUGGCCGACCCCCACAACUCCAUUCCCGUCACCACUCCUGGCACCGACACGGCCGCCAACCACACGGCCAAGGCUGCCGCGCCCUUCAACGUCAGCGAGCACUCAACCCAUCGUGGCGGCCCAAGCCCCUCCCCACCUCCUUUCCCACCUCCCUCCCCUCCUCCCCCUUCGCCUCCCCCCCCUUCCCCACCUCCCUCCCCUCCUCCCCCUUCGCCUCCCCCCCUUCCCCACCUCCCUCCCCUCCUCCCCCUUCGCCCCCCCCCCCUUCCCCACCUCCCUCCCCUCCUCCCCCUUCGCCUCCCCCCCCUUCCCCACCUCCCUCCCCUCCUCCCCCUUCUCCUCCACCUCCUUCCCCUCCUCCCUCUCCCCCUCCCCCUUCCCCUCCCCCUCCUUCCCCUCCCCCUCCUCCCCCUUCGCCCCCUCCCUCCCCGCCCCCAUCGCCUCCCCCUCCUCCGCCACCACCCGCCCCGCGCAUCACCCCCACUGUGACCGUGGCGAAGGAUGGCUCGGGGAACUUCCUCACAGUGCAGGCGGCCAUCAGAGCAUACCCGCCGGGCUUCAGGGGGCGGUUUGUGGUGUUUAUCAACCCGGGCAACUACACUGAGAAGGUGGCCAUCAACUCCACGUGCAAGAACGUGACGCUCAUGGGUCUCAGCGCGGCCACCACCACCAUCUCGUGGAACGACAACGUGGCUGCCGGCAACGGCAUGGGCACCUUCGCUUCUGCCACUGUCGCCGUGGACGCCAGUGGCUUUGCAGCCUUCGGCAUUCGCUUUGAGAACACGGCGGGAAAGGCAGGCAGCCAGGCAGUGGCGCUGAGGCAGACAGGGGACAACGCUGCCUUCUACGAGUGCGAGUUCAUUGGCUGGCAGGACACGCUGUACGUGCAUGGCGGGCGGCAGUACUAUCGCAACUGCUACGUGAACGGGUCGGUGGACUUCGUGUUUGGCAACGGUGUGGCCGUGCUGGACAACUGCACCUUCCACAUCCGCCCGCACAGCAACGCGCCGUUGACAGCGUCGGCGCGCACCAACUACACGGAGAACACAGGCAUCGUCAUCCUCAACUCCAACAUCCAGGGCGACCUCGUCAACAAGGCCUUCCUGGGACGGCCCUGGAGGGCCUAUGCGCGCGUGGCUGUCAUCAACACCACCAUCAGUAAUGUGCUGAACACCACUGGCUGGCUGGACUGGUCGGGCACCGUGUACAAUACGACGACUUACAUCGAACAAGGCAACACUGGGCCGGGCUCUACUGGGCCGCGCAUUGCAUGGGCGCUGCCGGGCAUUGUGAGCGACCCCGCCCUCGUGGCCAUGUACUACCCUGAUCGCUUCCUCACGCCCUUCGCCAGCAUCCUCGACCUCAUCCCCUUCCCCUGGACUUGACUCCACACACCUGCCAAGCCAAGGCUUCCCUUGUGGACAGAGGAGAUGUGGGGGCUUCCGCUAAGUAUGCACAACAAAUUCCAGUAAAGAAGGGCAUGGUGUGGUCCUACAACCGGGGAGACUUAGGGAUCGUAUAAUGUUGCUGCUUUAUUCCUGAAGCCUGUUGUUGUGUUAACAUUACAGUAUCCACCUGGUGUUGUGAUUUAGGAAGUGUCUAUCAGAAUGAAUAAGUGAACUAGAAUGUGCGAGUACAAGGGUAUA